GGGGCCGUCCCGGAGACCCCGCGCCGACGGCUGCUCAAACAUCAGGCUGGCCCCCAAAAGGACACUCUUCAAGUCCCCAGCUGGGGGCUCCGUGUAGACCUGGAGUGGACACCCCCUCCUUCCCUUCAUGAUUCGUUUGUAGCACAGUGGCGAUGGAUGAUGAGGAUGGGAGAUGCUUACUAGACGUGAUUUGUGACCCUCAGGCGCUCAACGACUUCUUGCAUGGAUCAGAGAAGCUGGACAGCGAUGACCUCCUGGAUGCCCCUGUGGAGGCCCAAAGUGCCUUCUACGAAGGUUCUGGGCUCCACGUGCAGGAAGCUCCGGGCAACCCCCUGAACCCGGAGCCCACGCAGCCAGCCCCCAGCGUGGACCUGGACUUCCUAGAAGAUGACAUCCUGGGAUCCCCCGCCCCGGGCGGCGGAGGCGGGGGUGGCGGGGCCACUGACCAGCCCUGCGACAUCCUUCAGCAGAGCCUGCAGGAGGCCAACAUCACGGAGCAGACGCUGGAGGCCGAGGCCGAGCUGGACCUGGGCCCCUUCCAGCUGCCCACGCUGCAGCCCGCUGAUGGUGGGGCAGGGCCCACUGGAACCGCAGGGACAGCCACCGUGGCCACAGGGCCCCAAGCCCUCUUUCCAGGCAGCGCUGACCUGCUGGGGCUGCAGGCGCCGCCCACCGUGCUGGCGCACCAGGCCCUGGUGCCGCCCCAGGACGUGGUCAACAAGGCCCUGAGCGUCCAGCCCUUCCUGCAGCCUGUGGGCCUGGGAAAUGUGACCCUGCAGCCCAUCCCAGGCCUCCAGGGCCUGCCCAAUGGCAGCCCGGGUGGCGCCACUGCAGCCACAUUGGGCCUAGCGCCCAUCCAGGUGGUCGGCCAGCCGGUCAUGGCCCUCAACACACCAGCCUCACAGCUCCUGGCCAAGCAGGUGCCUGUCAGCGGCUACCUGGCCUCGGCUGCAGGGCCCUCAGAGCCUGUGACCCUGGCAUCAGCCGGCAUGUCGCCGCAGGGCACCGGCCUGGUCAUCCAGAAGAGCCUCCCGGCUGCUGUGGCCACUACGCUCAAUGGGAACUCGGUUUUCGCUGGGGCCGGGGCAGCCACCACAGGGGCUGGAGGGGCGCCCUCCGGACAGCCGCUGGCCGUGGCCCCAGGCCUGGGCGCCUCACCCCUGGUGCCUGCACCCAACGUGAUCCUGCACCGCACGCCUACCCCCAUCCAGCCCAAGCCGGCCGGGGUGCUGCCCCCCAAGCUCUACCAGCUGACCCCGAAGCCCUUCGCCCCUGCGAGUGCCACGCUCACCAUCCAGGGCGAGGCGGGGCCACUGCCACCGCCACCCAAGGCCCCCCAGAACCUGACUUUCAUGGCGGCGGGCAAGGCCGGCCAGAAUGUGGUGCUGUCUGGCUUCUCGGCACCUGCCCUGCCUGCCAAUGUCUUCAAGCCGCCCCCUGCCAGCAGUGCCCCGGGUACCACCGCUGCCCCGGCCGCUGGGGCCCCCCCACCGCCCCCCAGCGCCCUGAGCAAGCCCAUGAGCCUGCACCUGCUGAACCAGGGCGGCAUCGUCAUCCCGGCCCAGCACGUGCUGCCUGGUCAGAACCAGUUCCUGCUGCCCGGGGGGCCCCUGGGCGGGCAGAUCCUCGCCGCUGCCCCCCACGCGGGUGCCCCGCUCCUAGCCAACCCUAUCCUGGCCAACCAGAACCUGGCGGCCCCGCUUAGCCUGGGCCCCGUGCUGGCCCCGCAUUCGGGGCCACCCAGCGCCGCACACAUCCUCUCGGCCGCCCCCAUCCAGGUGGGCCAGCCCGCCCUCUUCCAGAUGCCUGUGUCGCUGGCCGCAGGCAGUCUGCCCACCCAGAGCCAGCCGGCCCCUGCUGGGACUCCUGCCGCCACCGUCCUCCAGGGCGUCGCGCUGCCCCCCAGCGCCGCCGUGGCCAUGCUCAACGCCCCCGAUGGCCUGGUGCAGCCCGCCACCCCCACCCCUGCCGCUGCUGCCGGGGAGGCCAGCUCGGUCCUCGCUGCCUCCGUGCAGGCCACCUCCGCUGGGCCUCCUGCCGUCAGCACCCCGCUACCCCCUGGCCUCCAGCCAUCGCCCGCACAGCAACCCGCGCAGGUAGCCUCCACCCCGCAGGCCUCCGGACCCCCUCAGGCCACCACCCCGCAGCCCAGCCCGGGCCUGGCAUCCAGCCCCGAGAAGAUCGUCCUGGGGCAGCCGCCCUCUGCGGCCACCUCGGCCAUCGUCACUCAGGACUCCCUGCAGAUGUUUCUGCCCCAGGAGAGGAACCAGCAGCCCCUCUCCACAGAGGGUCCCCACCUCUCCGUGCCUGCCUCGGUCAUAGUCAGCGCCCCGCCUCCCGCCCAAGACCCAGCCCUGGCCACCCCCAUCGCCAAAGGAGCUGGCCCUGGCCCUCAGGCCCCCGACAGCCAGGCUUCCCCGGCUCCAGCCCCCCAGAUCCCAGCUGCAGCUCCGCCGAAGGGCCCGGGCCCCGCCUCCUCCCCCUCACUACCUCACCAGGCCCCCCUGGGAGACAGCCCCCACCUACCCUCCCCGCACCCUGCCCGGCCCCCCUCCCGGCCCCCCUCCCGGCCCCACUCCCGCCCCCCCUCCCAGCCCCAGAGCUCGUCCCGCCCCCCCUCCGAGCCAGCCCUGCACCCCUGCCCCCCACCCCAGGCGCCCCCCACCCUGCCUGGCAUCUUUGUGAUCCAGAACCAGCUGAGUGCCCCCCUGCCCACCAGCACCCCAGUCCCCCCUGCGCCUGGCCCCCCGCAGCCUCCUCUGCGUCCCCCGUCCCAGCCUCCCGAGGGGCCCCCAGCCCCCCACCUUGCCCCAGCCUCCACCACCUCCACCGCGGCCGCCUCCUCUGAGCCACCCACCAGGUUGCCAGCCCCGACGUACCCCGACUUCCAGCUCCAGUUCCCCCCUGGUCAGGGCCCCCACAAGUCCCCCACACCCCCUCCGACUCUUCACCUGGUCUCCGAGCCCACAGCGCUGCCCCCACCGCCUCCUCGGACCUUCCAAAUGGUGACCGCCCCCUUCCCAGCGCUGCCCCAAUCCAAGGCUCUCCUGGAGAGAUUCCACCAGGUACCAUCUGGGAUCAUUCUCCAGAACAAGACUGGGGGAGCCCCUACCACCCCGCAGACCUCCACCAGCCUAGGGCCCCUGACCAGCACCCCUGCCUCCGUGCUGGUCAGUGGGCAAGCCCCACCUGGGACCCCUGCUACCCGCCACCGCCAGCCACACCUCAACCCCGGCACCCAUGGCCUCCCUCCUCUGCUUCCUGCCGAGAGCAAAGCUUUUGCCAGCAACCUCCCAGGCCUGGGUGUGGCCAAGGCCACUGCUUCCGGGCCAGGGAAGACCUCCGUGCUGCAGUAUGAGAGCAAGAUGAGCAGCCUGAAGAAGCCGCCCCCGCUGCAGCCCAGCAAGGAGGCCUGUUUCCUGGAGCAUUUGCACAAACAUCAAGGAUCCGUCCUGCAUCCCGACUACAAGACGGCCUUCCCGUCCUUCGAGGACGCCCUGCAUCGCCUCCUGCCCUACCACGUCUACCAGGGUACCCUGCCCUCCCCCAGUGACUACCACAGAGUGGACGAGGAAUUCGAGACAGUGUCCACGCAGCUGCUGAAACGCACCCAGGCCAUGCUGAAUAAAUACCGGCUCCUACUCCUGGAGGAGUCCCGGAGGGUGAGCCCCUCAGCAGAGAUGGUUAUGAUCGACCGCAUGUUCAUUCAGGAGGAGAAGACCACCCUAGCCUUGGACAAGCAGCUGGCCAAGGAGAAGCCAGACGAGUACGUGUCUUCCUCGCGGCCCCCGGGCCUCGCCAUCUCAGCCCCGACUUCGUCCUUGUCCUCCGAGGGCCACCGGCCCCCGCCCGCCGCCUCGGCCCCCGCCCCGGCGCAGCCCCCUGCGCACCCGCCCACCAAGCUGGUGAUCCGGCACGGGGGCGCGGGCGGCUCCCCAUCGGUGACCUGGGCGCGGGCCUCGGGCUCGCUGGACGCCGACGAGGACGGCCCCAUGCCCUCCCGCAACCGGCCGCCCAUCAAGACCUACGAGGCCCGCAGCCGCAUCGGCCUCAAGCUGAAGAUCAAGCAGGAGGCCGGGCUCAGCAAGGUGGUGCACAACACCGCGCUGGACCCAGUGCACCAGCCGCCGCCCCCGCCCCCGCCCCCACCCCCGCCGGGCCCGGGCCGCGCGCCCGAGCCCCCGCCCGCCUUGCAGGUCAACGGCACCGCCGACCACCCGCCGCCCGCGCCCCGCAAGCCCGCGGGGCCGCCCGCGCCCUGCCCGCGCCUGCCGCUGCGCAAGACCUACCGGGAGAACGUGGGCGGCCCGCGCCCCCCCGCGCCCGCCAAGGUGGACGAGGCCACCAGCGGCCUGAUCCGCGAGCUGGCCGCCGUGGAGGACGAGCUGUACCAGCGCGUGCUGAAGGGCGGCGAGCCGGGGGCGGGGCCGGGGGCGGGGCCGGCGCCCGCGCACGCGCAGCCCGAGCCCGCCUGGGAGCCGCCCCCGCUGCCCCCCAGCAAGCGCCGCAAGUCCGAGUCCCCGGACGUGGACCAGGCCAGCUUCUCCAGCGACAGCCCGCAGGACGACGCGCUCACCGAGCACCUGCAGAGCGCCAUCGACAGCAUCCUCAACCUCCAGCAGGCGCCGGGCCGCGCCGCCACCGCCGCCGCCUUCCCCGCGCCGCACGCGGGCCCCGCGCCCGCCUCCCCCGCGCCCUUCCCGCCCUCCAGCCACAACGGAGGCCUGGGCGCCAGGACGUUGAACAGAUAACACCGGCUCCUCCCCAGCCUUCCGGGGGGAGGCGCAGCCCGGACACCCCGACCCCUCCUCGCCUAAGUUAUUUGAGUCACAAAGGCCUCUCCCCUUCCCCCCACCCCACGCCUCCCGUGUUCGCGGCUGGGGGGCCCUGGGCACGCGCGCGUGACCCGGAGCUGGGCAGGGCCUCAGACCCGCCAGGCCUCUCCUGCUCCACCCCCCGGCCGCGAGACAAAACACAGCGUGUCCCCACGCGUGCGCGCGUCCACCCGUGUCCGUGUCGCUCUGUGCGCGUGCACGCGCGCAUGCGCGCACGCGGUCCCGUCCCGCGCAGCCCGAGCCGCAGCAAGACGUGGGGUCCCACCCCCACCCCCCAGCCCGGGCUUCCCUUCUCUCCCCACAUCCAGCCGCCCCGCGCCACGUUUUGAAAUCUCGGAGAGAAAACUAGUACUGUAAGAUAAACUUUUUUGUACUGUAUUUAUUGUGCAUAACGAUUUUUUUAAGAGGAGAAUUCUGUACAUUUAGAACUCUUGUAAAUUAAAAGCCGAUCCUUUUUUUAAAACUGUA
Molecule: messenger RNA, 5303 nt
Organism: Dipodomys spectabilis (banner-tailed kangaroo rat)
Lineage: Eukaryota; Metazoa; Chordata; Mammalia; Rodentia; Heteromyidae
Gene: Bicra
Product: BRD4 interacting chromatin remodeling complex associated protein
Biological process (GO): positive regulation of DNA-templated transcription
Cellular component (GO): SWI/SNF complex
Source: RefSeq, a predicted model, not a curated record